This is a messenger RNA of Cryptococcus wingfieldii CBS 7118, 2817 nucleotides long. RefSeq names its product nuclear cap-binding protein subunit 1. The coding region runs from base 1 to 2817 and encodes 938 amino acids. The record is from RefSeq and is a predicted model, not a curated record. Lineage: Eukaryota; Fungi; Basidiomycota; Tremellomycetes; Tremellales; Cryptococcaceae. The transcript has 10 exons. Gene Ontology annotation, molecular function: mRNA binding; RNA cap binding. Gene Ontology annotation, cellular component: nuclear cap binding complex; nucleus. Gene Ontology annotation, biological process: nuclear-transcribed mRNA catabolic process, nonsense-mediated decay; mRNA export from nucleus.
AUGAGUUUCAAUAACGGAUACGGUCAGAUGCCCGGAAUGGGCUUCGGAGGCAAUGGAGGAAACUUUGGUGGCGGAGGGUUUGGCGGCGGCUACGGCGGGAACUUUGGAAGCCCAGGAGGUAGGGGACGAGGAAGGAGAGAUAACAACAGAGGAGGUGGCCGUGGUCGAGGUGGUGGAGGGCACGGAGGUGGCAGACCACCUGUACCCGAAACAUCCGACAACCGAUUGAGAAAAAUGGUCAUCAAGCUCGGAGACGAUGAGGACUUUGAUCCUAUUGAAGAUCCCGCCAGACUAUCAAAAGUACUCAAGCGUGGCUGGCAAGAAGGUACAGUAGGCGUCCUCGAAGGGUUCCGUGUCAGUGUCACGCAGCAACCUCACAAGCAUGGCUACUACGUGGGACUUUUGAGCGCUCUUGCCCGCCCGAGUGAAUCCACUCACACAGCCACAACGGAGGAAGACAAGUCUAUUGAUGAGGACAAGACGCCUGCUGAGCCUGCGUAUGGCAAAGAGAUCUUGGAUGAUCUCAACAGAGCCUUCAGGGGAUGGGUAGAGGCUAGAGAGUGGCAGAAUGUCAGAUUAUGUUUGCAAUUUUUCUCGCUGCUCCUCCCAGCUCAGCUUGUCACUCCCGCGUCUCUCUACUCUGUCUACAGCACUUUAUUGAAUGUCAUCGACGAAGUAGGAGGUGGCGGUGACCGGUCUGAGCGUGCUGUAAGAGCUGUUGGUGAGGGCAUCAUUCGCUCUGGUUCUGCCUUGGCAGAAGGAGAUGCUACUCAAGUGGACGCUCUUGUCAGUCGGAUCGAGGGUUUCAUCCUCGGUAGGCGAAACGAAAGCAAGCCCCUCCGCAGUCCUGUGGCUCCCAUCGUUGCUGCAGGCCAAGAACAGCCCCAGUAUUCAGACGUUCUUGACAACCUCUUGGCGGCUCUUCACGCUUUCCAAGCCUCCAAUUGGGCUUCCCCCAAGAUUGUGCCCUCGUACAUGCGAGAGAUUGUCCUUUUGCCUGGAGCUGCUCCUGCCGCUUACGAGCUGCAAGACGUCUCUAUGCCCCCUGAGCUGUAUGAGGAGGAUGCCGAUAAUGCGGAGGCUGGUGAAGGGCACAUUGGCGUACUCAACUUCUUUGCUGACGAUGUGAGUACCAUUUUUUUGGAAGCGCGGUCUGCUGACAGUACAAAGAUUGUCCCCUCUCCUGGCUCUGUCGACGGAUGGUCCCUCCGGAGUCUUGUUCUUGACAUCAUCAACCUUUUCGAGGUCAACCGCAAAGAGGCCUCUCAUAUUCUCCUCGAUCUUCGCAAGUUCCUCCCCCGAGACACUUUCAAACCCGCAGCCCAGCCCGCCGAUGCCCCUCCCCCUGUAUCCACAUGGUCUCUCGAGUCGCUCAUCAUCUCUUGCCUCCUCAAUGCUAUGCUCUUGCUCCCCAAAUCUCAGCACAAGCUGGUUUACUACGGGUCUGUCAUUGCGGAGCUUUGUAAGGCGAGCCCCAACACUGUCGCACCCCCUGUUGGAAGGGCGAUGAGGAAAAUCUACUCGCUGUUGGGCUCUGAGGGGCUUGAUGUGGAGAUUGUGAGGAGGAUUGCAGACUGGUUCGCUCUCCAUUUGAGUAACUUUGGUUUCCAGUGGAUGUGGAAGGAGUGGGUUGCCGACCUUGACCUUCCUCUGACCCACCCCAAGAGAGCGUUCAUGCGGCGGGUCGUCGAGCUUGAAAUCAGAUUGGCCUACUAUGACCGUAUACUGGACACUCUUCCCGAGCCCAUGACCGCCGAGAAUGCCGGUGUGAUUGCCUCCGAGGCUCCUGAUCCCUUCUGGGCCUACGAAAAGGACGACCACCCUUUGCAUACCGAAGCUACUGGACUCCUUUCUCAGAUGCGACAAAAGUUGCCCAGCGCCGGUAUCAUCAAGUACAUCAACGAGCUGCCUGACGCCUCUUCCGGCCCCACUGAGCCCCUCUUCCCCGCCACCCGCACCAUGGCUUUCGAGACCAUCCUUCAACUCGGUUCUCGAUCAUUCUCCCACUUUUUGAAUGCCACCGAGCGAUACAGCGACGUCCUCCGGUUCUUGACGCCCGAUUUUGAGAGUCGCCGAAUUUUGCUGAAUGCUGUCAAGUCGUACUGGCGCCGAUCUAGCGAGAUGCGACUUGUCACUAUCGACAAGUAUCUUCAGUACGGUAUCUUGGAAGGAGCGGAUGUCGUCGAGUGGAUCUUUACCGAUGACGAUGCUGAGGGUGAGGAAGGUGCUGGAUGGACGGAUGGAGACAAUUGGGAGGUAUUGGCAAUGACUCUGGACAAGCAGGUUGGGCGGGCGAAGGCUAUCAGGAGAAAGCUGAGGGCUGUCGAAAGGGAAGAUGAGUCUGCGAGGGCUAGGAGAGCGGCUGAUAAGCUCGAACAAGAUGAAGACGUUGAAGCGGACGAGAUGGCCGAGGACGCUCGACCCGAGACUUCCAAGGAAGCCCGAGAUGCCCAAACAUCUCUCGAUGUCCAGACCAGCCGCCUUGAGAAGCUCCUCAACAAGACUUUCAAGCACUUUAUCGCUGCUCUCCUUCCCUGGACUGCUGCGGACCAAGACGAAGGGGCAGCUGGAAAUGUCAACGAGGGCCUCAAGGGGGUCUUGACGCUGCUUGACAGCGAUGAGGAAGGUCUUUGGGGAGUCAGGGCCAAGUGGGGAUGGUACAGGGAGUUUGUCAGGAAGUAUCAAAGCCAUCUUCUCCCCCUUGCCGAGACUAUCGACUCUGCUAACUUUGCUACGUUGACCAGGGCAGACGAUGGGUCGGCGGAAUCGAGGGCUGAGAAGAUGACCAGAGGAGUGUGGGAGGUUGUGCGAGCUUGA